UGUUGGAGACGAAGAAGAAAACCUCCAUGGCGACGAAGGACGCGAACACUCGCUCUUUUCAUUUACUAAGAAAACGAUUUAAAGUGUGUCACGGUGGCCAUGAAAAGGAUAAACGACCGACGCGUUUAGCGUGCUCCUCUAUGUUCGAUGGCGGGCUCUUCACAAUAAGUGACAAGAUCAAGCAGUUAGCCUCCGCUCAGCCGCGGGCGGACCAAGAUGUGGCGGCGAGGCGGCACAAGUGACGCUCUCAAGCGGGCUCGGGCGCUGCUGGCCGCCAAGAGCAACAAAACCCAGCACAGCCACAACCGAGCAGCCGAUGCGGCGUGCGUCGCGAUCUCAUCGGCAGGACGCCAAAAGCCGAGCGUCUUCCCCAAGCGGCAGCAACGUGUUGUGGGAUGUGUCCCUGCUCGACUCGUCUCGGGAAGGACGAGGUGCCCCUGGCGCGUCUCACUCACCGUCCAAAGCCGGAGGAGGACGCUUCCUGAAGAAGCCACCACCUCCGAUCCUGCAUGAGGACAAACAGCAGCCGUCCCCGCAGGCAUCCGCCCUGAAGAAGCUGGCUCAGAAAGAGAGUCGCGUCCUCGGCCGGCAGCGAGAAGCGGAAUCUCAUACCCCGAUCCCGGGCUCGGCCUCAGGGCCCCCUCCAUCGCGGCGAAGCGGUCGGGGUACGACACCCUCGGUGGGGGCCGAGGUGACCGGGUCUCCUCAGGCAGGUUCCAGCUCCCGGUUCUCGUGGAGCCAAAGCAUGGACAGCAAUGAAGAGGAGGCCCUGGAGCGGAUGCUCAGCCAAAAAAGUCAGAGGUCGGCCUCCCCUUCGGCCCACCUCCCCUGCAGAGACGGUCCCUCCUUGAGCACCCGAGCUGAGGUCCCCCUCGUCCCCUCAGGAUGCCGCUUUUCCGGGCCACCGGCACCCUCCUCUGAUUUGUCCGGGUCAGCCCUGGAGGAGAUUCUCUCGCUGGAAGAACUUUUCCCGCUCGGAUGUGACAACGCUGCCGAGUCCAGCCGAGCGCCCUCGCAAUCGGACCUUGAUGUGGACGUGAAGACCUUGGAAGAUGUUGGCUCCGCCUGCUUCGGAAACACAUCAGAAGAACAAAUGCAGGUGCAGGACGAGCGCGGUGACGGAGACUCAGUCCAAAUGGUCGACUACGAAAGUGACUUCGAAAGCACCGAACGGACAGAAACAGGUCACCGGGGCAGCAGCGGACGUGUCACGUGCGCACACGCAAGCAUGCCUGUGUCGGAGCGCCUGCCGUACGAUGAUGAGGUAUCGGAAACUGUCGGGUCGGCAGCGGCGUGCAAGCAUUAUUCAUCCAAGGCCAGUACAAAAGAAAGGGACACGACGUGUACGUCCCGGACGGUCUUGUCGGCGUCCGGCACUCCCGCGUCACACGCCGGAUCUUUUGGCUGCGAGUCCCUUCCUUCCUCCUCACCAUCACCCGGCGAGCGUUUUAAAGACACGGCGGCGCAGACCGACACCGACGUCUGGUCAGCGCCACACCCGCCCUCCUUGGCGCUGAAUGACCUGCUGCGGGGGCAGCUGUCUGUCACACGCCGCUUGGCGAGAAGCAGCCGCAGGAAACGUGACGACGUCAUCGACAGCCUGGGCCCGCCCACCUACGCCUACGCCACGUUGCACCAAACCAUGGAGCUCAUCGGUCAAACAAAGGCGGCCAGAGUGAGCGAGGCCCACACGUGACUGCUUGUUGUGGACGUCCAAUUUCCGAGCGGAUGAUCGUCUUCUCUUUCCCUCCCCGACCGGGACACUGCCAUGAUGCCUUUAGUGUUAUUGGCGCAAUAUUUUGCAGCCAUGGUGUUUGGCGUCAUUGAAUUUGAUUAAAAACAUGCUUUCUCAAU
Syngnathus typhle (broad-nosed pipefish) is the source of this 1854-nucleotide messenger RNA. RefSeq names its product linkage group 14 C19orf44 homolog (gene lg14h19orf44). The coding region runs from base 317 to 1696 and encodes 459 amino acids. The record is from RefSeq and is a predicted model, not a curated record. The transcript is spliced from 8 exons. NCBI's taxonomy places the organism in Eukaryota, Metazoa, Chordata, Actinopteri, Syngnathiformes, Syngnathidae.